AUGGCAGAAGAAGAAUUAGAAACUAUAGUUAGAGUAUCUACAAGUAAUACUUCUAAUAAUACUCUUAAUACAAUUUCAGCAAUGAAUGCAUUAUCAGCUAUUCCUGAAUAUGUUUUAAGUGCCACCACCCUUUUUACCACCAUCAUUGGAUCCAUCUUAUCAAUGCAUAAUGAAGAAUUAAUGAUUAGAAUUAUUGAUUCAAUGGAAUUGGAUAAAUAUCAUUCAUUACAUGAAAGAGUUUCAAGUGAAGCUGAAACUGUAUUAAGAUAUAUUAAAAAGAUUAUUACACGAGGUGGAGUAUUAUAUGAUAAAUUAGUUGUACAUUCAAAUCGAUUAGUGGAAGCUAUUAAUUUGUUUGCAACUUUUGUUCAAUCGAAAUUACCAGUUAUGAUUCAUGAAGAAUUAACACUUCCCAUGGAGAAACCUUAUCAAAAUACGAGUAAUUCAUGUAGUACUUUAAAUACUUCAAAUACUCCCAAAACCCCAAUUACUCCAAUUACUCCAAUUACUCCAAAUACUCCAAAAAUUCCCAAAACUCCUACACCUCGUAAAAAACUUUCUCAUUCUAGAAUAAAAUCAUAUUUUCUAAAACAUCUUAAUAUUAAUCUUUCUCAUCUUUCAAAUCUUUCCCAUUUUUCAAAUGAUCAUUCGACAUUCAAUACCAAUAUUACAUCAAGAAAUGGAGGAAUAACAAAUUAUUGGCCAGUAACUGAUGAUGCUUCAAUAAUGAUUGAUGAAUCUAAUAGAACAAGUAAUUCUUUUUCAUUGGAAAAAGAAUUAGCUCAAAUAGCAGAAGACAAACCAAUAGAUUCUAUUUCACAUCCAAUCUCACAUUUAAAUAACAACAAUACUGUUUAUAGUCAAGAUGGAUUAUUAACCGAAAUUGCCGAUGGAAGUCCCAAAAUUUUGGCGGGAACUCUCGAUAAAUUAAUACUUCGAUUAGCAGAUGAAAAUGAACAAGAUAACGAAUUUAUCGAUUGUUUUGUUUUGAAUCAUGUGUUUUUCAUAAGUUCAAAAGUAUUAUUGGAGAAUAUGAUCUCGAGAUUCAAUGAAUACAGAUCAAUGACGACGACAAAUAAAGGAUUAUCAAUCCGAAAAAAUAACAACACUUCCUCCAUACAAGAACAACAAAAACAACAAAAACAACAACAAAGUCAACAACAAAGUCAACAACAAAGUCAACAACAAAGUCAACAACAAAGUCAACAGCAAAGUCAACAGCAAAGCCAGCAGCAAAGUCAACAACCAAUUCAACAACAACAACAACAACAACGUUUAAUUUCAAAUCAAAAACAUUAUUAUUUAUCCAAAAAAUCAUUAUCACUGUCAUCAUCAACAACAUUAAAUGAAACUUCCCCAUUAUUAGAAUUUGAAGCCAAAAAUAUUGCAAAAUAUUUAACCCUCAUGGAUUUUUAUGCAUUAAAAUCUAUAACAUUUUUUGAUUUCAUUACGGUCUGGUGGCGUAAGAGACAAGCAUUUGAAACUGGGGGAAGUCCAAAUGCCGCACUUAAAGAUCAUCAAUUAUUUGGAUUAGAGGAGGAAAGUAAAUUGGAUACAUUUACUAGAAGAUCUAAUAUGUUAAGUCAUUGGAUAGCACAUGAAGUGUGUAGUUUAAAAACGGUUAAAGAUAGACGUUUGAUUCUUCAAAAAUUCAUCGAAACUGCCAAGGUUACAAUGUUUAUUGCGUUGGCCUUAAAUUCACGACCAGUACGUCGACUUGAAAAAACUUGGGAAACAUUAUCACAUCAAGCACUCUUGAAUCUUCAAUUUAUCGAAGAACUUAUUGAUUCUUCAGGAAAUAUGCGAAAAUAUCGAAAUACUUUGGCGCAGGCGACACCUCCGAUAGUUCCAUUUUUUGAAACACCAAAUAUUUCACAAUCAUUAAUAAAUUUUGAUAAAUUUCGUCUACUCACUAAAAAUGUUUAUACGAUCGCACGAUAUACAGCUAAAUCUUAUUCAUUCGAAAAUUAUAUUGGAGAAGUUAUAGAGAAAAGAUUAUUUGAAGCAGCGGGUGCAAUGUUUGGAGGCAACGUGGCAUCGAUCGCAAUGUCUGAUGGAGCCGCUGCUCAUAGGCGUCAAAAAACUGAUCCGGCAGUAGCUCGUCUUAUUGAAAAAGCUGAUCAACUACAUAAAGAACGUACGCAAAGAAAUCUUCGCGAAGAUCUUACCGAAGAUCUUAUCGAGGAUGAGGAUGAAGUAAACGAUGAAGUACUUGAACCUGCUCCAAUUCCCGAAGGUAGAGAUCGUCGACCCGUCGUGAAAAAUUCUUUACGUCGAAGUGUAUUAUUUUCUUCAUCAUUUAAUUAUUCAUUACCCCCAGCUGAGGAGGAUGAUAUUGACGAAAUUUGCGGUGAUGUCCCUUUACCAGAAGAAAUAGUUGUCAAAGUUCCUCCGAAAACUUCCACCGAUAUCGAGGAAGAAGUAACCAUUCAACCAAAACAUGGUAAAGAAUCAACCGAAGAUAUAUAUCGUUCGUUUGCAGAAUCACUUCUUGAACAAGGAUUAACGACAGAAGCUUCUUUGGAGCUUUCGUUUGAUUUGAAACCUGAAGAUAUUAAAGCUCCAGAAAGUAACGAUGAAGAGGUUUCAAAAAUUGAAGAUUCAGAUGAUGGAUUUGAACAUAUCGAAAAAGGUAGUAGUUCAACAGGUUAUAUUCAUAACUUUGCUGUUCUUUACCUUUUCCAUGAUUUUUCAGAGUUUCAGGUAGUUGUUCAGCAAGUUAUUUAUAACCUUGCUAUCUAG
Diversispora eburnea is the source of this 2742-nucleotide messenger RNA. Lineage: Eukaryota; Fungi; Glomeromycota; Glomeromycetes; Diversisporales; Diversisporaceae. The record is from the annotation of a GenBank genome assembly.